Molecule: messenger RNA, 1304 nt
Organism: Papilio xuthus (Asian swallowtail)
Lineage: Eukaryota; Metazoa; Arthropoda; Insecta; Lepidoptera; Papilionidae
Exons: 7
Coding region: 109-1257 (382 amino acids)
Source: RefSeq, a predicted model, not a curated record
AUCGCAAACGUCAUAAUAUUCUUUUAUCUUGUGUGAAAUAAUAUAGUAAAAAUAGAAUUACUUCUUACUUUAAUUCAGGUUAUUCUUAACACCUCAUUUUUAAUAAUCAUGCCGCUUAGACAAGUUAUGAAAGGUAUGCCAUCACAAAAUCUAACAGUAAAGGGCAUUUUGGAAAACGACUGGGAAGUAUUAGCGCCGCAUCAAGAUGAUUGUAUCAAACGAUUAGGAAUGACCAUUCAGUUGGAACAAGAAGCAUAUUUGACAAUGCAUCCCGAGAUAAAAUCGAUGAUGUCCUCUUUCGUCACCAAAAUGAUACAUUUAGGGAAGAGAAAGGAAAUAUUGAAAGAAGCAGCUGAGUAUUUUACAAGACCAGCUGAAGUUCUUGAUAACGAAAUAAGAGAUUCACUCGGACUAUUACCAGAUGUACCAUAUUUACAGAAAGAUAGGAUAGUUUUUCAAUACGAAGAUGAAGAUUUGAAAGCUGAUUUAAAUAAAAUAUAUACAAAACAUAAUCCAACGAAAUUUGACGAAACUCCUGAAGAAAGUAUUGGUCAUUUGAACACGGAAUCUUCAUCGUUUAUAUCGAUUGUUACUUCCACUACCACUGUUCCUACACCAGAACCUGUCCCAACACCGGAACCAACAUUAUCGGAGACAAUGUUUGCACUUGUAUCGAAUACGGUUGACAAAGCUGUAUAUCAACAUGUUAAUGAUGAUAUACUUCGCUAUGACACCGCUUAUGUAGAACUUGCAAAAGCUGUUGAAGAAGCUAUGGAAAUACCGGUAAUAGAGAUACGAGAGGACAUAGCAGAAUUAUUUUUUACGGCAUACAGUAUGUUCGAAUUUGAUAUUAUUGCAAAAGAAAAACUUGCUGCUGAAAGAGCAUGGGAAAAAAGAAUGAGAAAGAAAUUGAAAAGAACUUUACGUCGAAUGAAUAAUUUUAGAGGUUAUGAGACUCCGCCGACACCUAAGAGUGAACCUUCUUCUCAUGAGAGUUACAAAGUACCCCCACCUCGCCCAUGCAUUUGUCAUCCGCAAUAUAAUUAUAAUCGAUAUCCUAAGGAUCGUUUUGGAAUUUAUCAACCAUUAGGUCUGUCUGAGUUUUGCGAAGGUAACGCAACUGUGACUCCAGCGAUAUCCAUUGAAGAUUUGACUGAAGCACAAGCGGAAGAGAAAUGCGACGCGAAAUCAAUAUUGAGCAAAAAGUCUGUCGUGUCCGGAAGAAGUACAAUUAGCAAGAAGUGUGCUUUUAAUUAAUAUAUUUGAAGAUAAAUAAAAAGAAAGAAAAGUAUUAGUACUAUUGG